GCGCGCGCGCCCGUUGCCAUGGGGACGCACGCAGCUCCGCCGCCCGGUGGGGAGGCGAGAGGGGGCGCAGCGGCCGAUCCAGCGGGAGACGCUAUCGCAAGAUGGCGACUGCCAGGCCGCGGGAUGCGGAGUGAGCGCGCCCCGCCGGGGGCUCUGCGAGGCUGCUCCUCUCCCCGCGCCGUCGCCCACCGCGGCGCCGCCUCCCCGCCUGCCCUACGCCGCGGCCCAGCCUCCCCGCCCGGCAGCGGCCGCCUGCGUCCCGGCCUGCAGCCUCCCGGCGCGCCGGCGUCCGCCACGCCCCUCCGACUCCCGACUCCCUCCGAGGUGUGAGCGCCGCAGGCGGGUGCGGUGACCUCCGGGCGGCCUGGGAGAAGCGCGUGGACUGGCGGGCGGCAGCGAGCCGUCGGCGAGCGCCGUUACCAUGGCCCUGACCCUGUUCGAUACAGAUGAAUAUAGACCUCCUGUUUGGAAAUCUUACUUGUAUCAGCUGCAACAGGAAGCUCCCCAUCCUAGAAGAAUGACCUGUACUAAUGAGGUAGAAAACAGACCAAAGUAUUAUGGAAGAGAGUUCCAUGGCAGGAUCUCCCGGGAAGCCGCAGACCAGCUCCUGAGUGUGGCUGAGGGGAGCUACCUCAUUCGGGAGAGCCAGCGCCAGCCAGGAACCUACACUUUGGCUUUAAGAUUUGGAAGUCAAACCAGAAACUUCAGGCUCUACUACGAUGGAAAGCACUUCGUUGGGGAGAAGCGCUUUGAGUCCAUCCACGAUCUGGUGACUGAUGGAUUGAUUACUCUCUAUAUUGAAACCAAGGCAGCAGAAUACAUUGCCAAGAUGACGAUAAACCCAAUAUAUGAGCACAUAGGAUACACAACCUUAAACAGAGAGCCAGCAUACCAAAAACAUAUGCCAGUCCUGAAAGAGACACAUGAUGAUAAAGAUUCUACAGGCCAGGAUGGGGUGUCAGAAAAAAGGUUGACAUCACUUGUUAGAAGAGCAACUCUGAAAGAAAACGAGCAAAUUCCAAAAUAUGAAAAGGUUCACAAUUUCAAGGUCCACACGUUCAGAGGGCCACACUGGUGUGAGUACUGUGCCAACUUCAUGUGGGGUCUCAUUGCUCAGGGAGUGAAAUGUGCAGAUUGUGGUUUGAAUGUUCAUAAGCAGUGUUCCAAGAUGGUCCCAAAUGACUGUAAGCCAGACUUGAAACAUGUCAAGAAGGUGUAUAGCUGUGACCUCACAACACUUGUGAAAGCCCACAUCACCAAGCGGCCGAUGGUGGUGGACAUGUGCAUCAGGGAAAUUGAAUCUAGAGGUCUUAACUCUGAAGGACUGUACCGAGUGUCAGGAUUUAGUGAUCUCAUUGAAGAUGUCAAGAUGGCUUUUGACAGAGAUGGAGAGAAAGCAGAUAUUUCUGUGAACGUAUAUGAAGAUAUCAACAUCAUCACUGGUGCACUGAAACUCUACUUCAGGGACUUACCGAUUCCACUCAUCACGUAUGAUGCCUACCCCAAGUUCAUAGAGUCCGCCAAAAUUAUGGAUCCUGAUGAGCAAUUAGAGACCCUUCAUGAGGCACUGAAACUGCUGCCGCCCGCUCACUGCGAGACCCUCCGGUACCUCAUGGCGCAUCUGAAGAGAGUGACCCUCCAUGAAAAGGAGAACCUUAUGAAUGCAGAAAACCUUGGGAUUGUUUUCGGCCCCACCCUUAUGAGAUCUCCGGAACUAGACGCCAUGGCUGCACUGAACGAUAUCCGGUAUCAGAGACUGGUGGUAGAGCUGCUCAUCAAAAAUGAAGACAUUUUAUUUUAGAUUUUUAGUCUGAGAGGAAAAAGAAGUGUUUUACAGAUGAAGGAAUGUUUUAUAGUAAUUUAAUUGGCUCUCCUAGCUGCAUUAUUCCUUGGUUAGCAGUUUGGGCAUAUAACCAGUUUAAAAUGAAGGAACUUUCCAUUGUUUUUGUAGCACCGCUCAGCUGUCCUUGUAAAACAGUGACCAUACGCUUUCCAGUUCUAGUAACCCUGGGUGUGUAUCAUGUUAAGAGAAACUCAGGCUAUUGCAUGAUUAGCCCCGUUUGGCAAGGGGACCCAUACAAAGGAGACAGCAGCCUGCACCGCUCUCCGUCCUGGGUAGUCUGUGGUUGUAAUUCAGCAUGUUUCGCAGAGUGAACCUGUCAUGACUUCGCUUGGGUUCUGUCGUUGGUGUCUGGCGCUUUCAUAAACAUGCACAUCAAUGGACAGAACAGCACCUCUGGCCGCUGCCCUGCCAUAGACUAGAACAUAUGCCUACUUUUCGCCAAUGCUUUAUUUCCGGGUUCUCUUCGUUCUUCUCAGACAUAGUACUUUCUUUCCAGCAAAAAAGCAAAAUGUUUUCAGAUUUGUUACUUUAGUAAAUGAUCCAUGCCAAUAAAAAAAUACAACGCAGAGCAUUUUCUGUUAAAUUAUUGGGUUUUAGUUGUAAUUUUGUGUUUUUAUCUGGCAUGCAUUUAUUAAUUUAUUAAAUUUUGCUUUUAGA
This is a messenger RNA of Eptesicus fuscus (big brown bat), 2500 nucleotides long. RefSeq names its product chimerin 1 (gene CHN1). Gene Ontology annotation, biological process: regulation of small GTPase mediated signal transduction; positive regulation of GTPase activity; ephrin receptor signaling pathway. Bases 422 to 1801 code for a protein of 459 amino acids. Gene Ontology annotation, molecular function: ephrin receptor binding; GTPase activator activity. The transcript is spliced from 14 exons. The record is from RefSeq and is a predicted model, not a curated record. Lineage: Eukaryota; Metazoa; Chordata; Mammalia; Chiroptera; Vespertilionidae.